This is a messenger RNA of Punica granatum (pomegranate), 4499 nucleotides long. Lineage: Eukaryota; Viridiplantae; Streptophyta; Magnoliopsida; Myrtales; Lythraceae. The record is from RefSeq and is a predicted model, not a curated record.
GAAACCCUGCAUAAACCUCUGACGACAUUGACAAAAGAAAGAAAAGCAAAGUUAUUCUUUCUUGGCCCCUGAGGAAACCCAAGUCUCUCUCUCUUUCUCUCUCUCUAUCUCUGGGUCUCUGCUAUGAAUUUUUGACUCGAACUGUAGCAGUGGAAGCAGCAGAGUCAUAGCAAGAAGACUCCUAUGUUGAUUAUUAUGGGAUUAGAGAGCUUUCUCUUUGGUGGGUAGGAGUGCCCCACGGGGAAGCUGAUACCUCUUCUGGUCCUUCGUCCUCUUCUUGUCAGGACGAGAUGGAGGCGGGCAGUGGAGCUGCGGUGAAAGACCCCAGGAAGAUUGCUAGGAAGUACCAGAUGGAGUUAUGCAAGAAAGCUUUGGAAGAGAACAUCAUCGUCUAUUUGGGAACUGGUUUAGGAAAGACCCACAUUGCUGUUCUGCUUAUGUAUGAACUGCGUCAUUUGAUUAAGAAACCCCAAAAGAACAUCUUUGUCUUUCUUGCUCCUACUGUUGCUUUGGGACAACAGCAAGCAAAGGUUAUAGCGGAUUCUACUGAUUUUAAGGUUAGUUGGUACUCUGGCGGCUCGAAGCGCUUGAAGAGCCAUGAAGAGUGGGAAAAAGAGCUUACAACAUAUGAGGUUUUUGUGAUGACCCCAAUGUUACUUCUCUCUAACUUAUCUCACUGCUUCAUCAAAAUGGACUCCAUUGCUCUUCUGAUAUUUGAUGAGUGCCACCAUGCUCAAGUGAAGAGCAACCAUCCUUAUGCUGAAAUAAUGCGGGUCUUCUACAAAGCUGAUCUCCCAAAUCCUCCACGAAUAUUUGGCAUGACAGCAUCUCCCAUUGUGGGGAAAGGUGCUUCUGACGCAGAUGGUCUUCCCAAAAGCAUCAAUAGUCUUGAAACCUUACUUAAUGCUAAGGUUUAUUCGGUGGAAAACUCAGAAGAAUUGGACUGCUUUGUCUCAUCCCCUGUUUACAAAGUGCACUAUUAUGAUUCCCUUACAUCGGGCAUGUCUGACUUCUGUGCGACUUGCUUUUCCAGGCUUGAGGAUAUAAGGCGCAUGUGUAUAUCAAACUUAAAUAGAAUUGGAGAGGAUCACCAGAAACUCCGGAAAACCAAAAAGAUGCUCAACAGGAUGCAUGAUAAUAUUGCAUAUUGUGCAGAAAAGCUAGGAUUCUAUGGAGCAGUACAGGCAUGUAAGAUCCUACUUGGUGGUGAUUCAUCUGAUCGGAGCUUGAUGAUUGAGGAAGAAGGAAAUGCUAGUGACUGUUCUCUAUCUGACUUAUACUUAUCUGAGGCUUCUGAUAUCAUCAGUUCUUACAUCGAAGAUAAUGGUAUGCCCGAUAUAUCCAGUGUGGAAAUUCUAAAGAAGCCCUUUUUCUCCAGUAAACUAUUAAGCCUUGUCGGGGUUCUUUCUUCCAUCAGGUUGCAGGAGAACAUGAAAUGUAUAAUUUUUGUCAAUAGGAUCGUGACUGCAAGAACAUUGAAUUAUAUAAUACAAAACCUCACAGUUUUGUCAUCUUGGAAGUCUGAUUAUCUUGUUGGGGUCCACUCUGUGCUGAAAAGCAUGUCAAGGAGGACUACAAACAUCGCACUUGACAAGUUUCGAUCUGGAAAGUUAAAUCUACUGGUGGCUACUAAAGUAGGUGAAGAAGGACUUGAUAUCCAAACAUGUUGCCUUGUGAUAAGAUUCGAUCUCCCGGAGAAUGUUAGUAGCUUCAUUCAAUCUCGAGGCCGUGCUCGGAUGCCUCAAUCGGAGUACAUAUUUCUAGUGGACAGAGGCAAUAACAAGGAGCUAGAUUUAAUAGAGACCUUUAAGAAGGAUGAAGACCGAAUGAAUUUUGAGGUCACCGCAAGAACUUCUAAUGAGGAAUUCAGCGGCAUUGAGGAUAGGAUAUAUAAGGUGGACUCUUCUGGUGCUGCUGUAAGUUCGGGAUAUAGCACCUCAUUGCUCCACGAGUAUUGUGCCAAACUCCCGCAUGAUGAGUACUUCGACCCCAAGGUGAAAUUCUAUUACUUCGACGAUUUAGAUGGCACCGUGUGCCACAUCAUUCUACCACCCAAUGCUCCAAUCCAUCAGAUUGUGAGUGCACCACAACCUUCAAUGGAAGCUGCUAAGAAGGAAGCGUGUUUGCAUGCGAUUGAGACUCUACAUGAACUGGGUUCUCUGAAUGACUUUCUCUUAGCUCAUCGAGACAAGCCUAACGAAGACCAAGAACAACUGAUCAAUUCCUUUCCCCACCGCGGUGAAGAUGACUCUUCGCGAGAAGAAUUGCAUGAGAUGCUUGUUCCAGAUGCCCUCAGUGAACCUUGGUCUUAUGAUGAAAAUGCCGUUGUCCUCUGCUCUUACUACAUGCAUUUUCGUCCCGAUCCUGCGGAUAGGGCAUAUAAGACAUUUAGUCUUUUUCUGAAGUCCCCUCUCCCGGAAGAGGCCGAGAAAUUGGAACUUGAUCUUCAUCUUGCCCGUGGUCGAUCUGUGAUGACAAAGCUGGUUCCAACUGGACCUGUUGUAUUUGGUAAAGAUGAGAUUGUACUUGCGCAGAAUUUUCAAGAAAUGUGCCUGAGGGUGAUCCUUGAUCGAUUCGACUUUGUUUCUGAAUAUGUGGCUCUGGGCAAGAGCAAUUCGAGUAGAUCAAGCAUGUCAAAGUUCUACCUUCUGCUUCCUGUCACAUUGGGGAGAUCUCACAAGACAAUCUCCAUAGACUGGACUACCAUCAGGAGAUGUUUGACAUCCCCGAUCUUCGGCAGGCCCGCUAAUUCUUUGGAGGACGAGAGUAGAUCUCCUCCUUUUGAUCUUAUUAUUCUUGCCAAUGGUACCAGAAGCCGAAGCAAUGUUGAGAAUAGUUUGGUGUAUGUUCCUCACAAGAACUGUUUUUUCUUUGUUACUAACAUCAACUACAAGAAAAAUGGGCACAGCUUGUACAAGGAGACGGACUCUACAACUGUUGCAGAGUUCUUAAGAAACACGUUUGAGAUUUCGCUCAAGUACCCCUGGCAGCCCCUUCUGCAUGUAAAACCGCUGUUCAAUUUGCGGAACUUGCUGCACAAUAGGAAGCAAGAGGAAAUAGAAGCACAUGAACUUGAUGAGUACUUCAUUGAUGUGCCGCCGGAGCUCUGUGAGCUGAAGAUUAUGGGAUUUUCCAAAGAUAUCGGGAGUUCGAUGUCUCUAUUACCAUCUCUCAUGCACCGUCUCGAAAACUUACUUGUGGCUGUUCAACUGAAGGACUGGUUGGCCUCUUCUUUCCCAGAGGGAGCCAAAGUUACUGCUUCUCGGGUCUUAGAAGCGCUCACAACAGAGAGGUGCCAGGAGAGGUUUUUCAUUCAGGUUCUUGGUGACUUGGUGGAGUCUUCCGUGGGAGCGAUUCUUCUUGACAAUGGGUUUGACCUACACUGCACUUGGAAGAUAAUGUUAUCCUUUCUGAAACCGAUGAUGAGCUUCACGAGCUUUCAGCUCAACCCAAUCAGGGACCUCCAAGAACUCUGCCAAUCUCGUAACUGGGACCUGAAAUUCUCAACGGUAAAGAGGGGCACGUUAUAUAUCGUUGAAGCGCAUGUGAUUGGAGAAGAUAUCCAAGACCUCGCCUCUGCAACCAGCUUGAGCAAAAAAGAUGCUAUAAGGACUUCGGCAGGAAAACUCUUUCUACAGUUAAAGGCCAAAGGUUACUUGCGGAAGGUUAAAUCGCUUGAAGAAGUUCUCAGGACGUGUGAGAAAAUGGAAGCAAGAUUGAUAGGUUUUGAUGAAACUCCCAUUCAAGUGAUCUCUCCUAUUUACAUUGAAGCUGAAACCUCCAAUAACCGGCAGUUUUCAAAUGAAAAUAAAAGGCCUAAAAAAGAAUCGGUUCCCAAGGGAACAGGUCCCCGUAAGCCUCUUGUCAAGCAGCAGCAACAGCAGACAAACGAGUUGCUGUUGAGUAAACCUGUUGCUGAUCCUCAGGCCCCUGACGGGUUGGCCAAAAAGUCGGCGAGAUCACGUUUAUUUGAAAUUUGCGCGGCUAAUUGUUGGAAACCGCCGACGUUUGAUUGCUGCAAAGAGGAUGGACCGGGUCACUUGAAGAUGUUUACAUAUAUGGUGGUUAUUGAGAUAGAAGAAUCGCCCCAGCUGCUCGUGGAGUGCUACGGGGAGCCAAGGUCGAAGAAGAAAGCAGCUGCCGAGCACGCUGCAGAAGGGGUACUUUGGUACUUGAAGCAUGAAGGAUACCUGCUCAAGGGCGGAUGAGAAGACAAGGGAACGUAGUGAGAAGUACUCUCCCUCGAGAUCUCUAUUUUAGUAUGGUCUCGGAGGUGAAGGGACGGGCAAGUGCUGUUAGUCGUGUAAGUGAUUCGCAGUUUGUUGGGCGGGCAGAGUGUCUAGCGAAUAUUGGAUUUGCAUUUUGGGGGAGAAGCAAGCAGCAGCAUUAGGAUGGAUUUGGUACAAGUUGUAAUUACUACAUUAAUGAAUCAUUUUCUGGGAUGUUGGUAUAUAUAAUUAUAUAACCGUAUAAAUAAAGAUAAACUUGUUUGACUCGGA